AUGUAUUACCAAUAUUGUUUGCUAUUAGAAGUAUUAAUAUAUAUUUAAUUGCCCUUGUGGUGAAUCUAUUUUUUUUUGUCUCUACUAUCACAGAUGACAACUUAAAUGGGAUCCAAAGAAAGAUGAGAUAUUAAAAGGUGGAUACAGGAUGUGUAGAAGGAAGUGAAAUUAAAUAAAUAAAAAGCUGGCAAAGAUAUUUGUUGGAAAUGGGAUUUCUCUUCUGGGUUGUAUGGAAAACAAGGCUUAUCAUGCACAGAAGAGUCAGGGAACGUGUACUGAAGCGUGACUUUAGACAAUAUGCAAGUUAUUGCAAAGCCGUUGUCCCAAUUACGUGCGACGUGUUCAACAACGAGCUUCUUACUGUGGCUGAAUCAUCAAGUUGCUCCCAGUAUGAACUGAGAGCAUGAGUGCAGGAUCGAACAUGUUUUUACUGACUGCAGGGUAACGUGCAAUGUGUCAAACCAAGUUUCUGUGAAGAGGCCUUCUUGCCGUAAUCUUUUACAACACUGACAGCAGCGUCAGCUAGUUUUAUGACGAGAUGUUAGAGAACUGAUAAUCUGCAGUGGUCAGAUUUUGUAAAGCUGUAAUAUACUAUAGUUUGUAUUAUAAUGGUUCAGCUUCAUCUUAAAAAGAUGAUAAUUACAUAUAUUUGGAAGUAAGUGGAUCUGUGGAUCAUGCUGGCAUAAAUAAACUGUAACGUUUUUCAUCCUAAACAUGCAACCGAAAACAAGGAAAUGCACACGAUGGACUCAGACGUCGACGUGUAACACUGUGUCGUUUUUGUUUUCAGCUGUUGAAAGCAGAUGUCAUUAAGGUUAAUGAUGAAUAUUCAAAGGUGCAUCAGGUUUACUUCAAGGUCUUGUUUAUAUACACCAUUCAACGCUUUUUCAUUUACACAUUUUGGGGAACAAACCCCAAAAUCCAGCAUAUGAAGCUUUUUUAAGUGUUUACUUUGCCCGUGGAAAGCCAAAACUAUCCGACAGUAUGGGGUUGUAUUUUAUAAUCUGCUGAAACCAACCUUUUAUUUGUCUUUUAAACUUUUCUCUAGCCUGCAGUUUUUAAAUCAGUACUUGUUCUACGUGUCUGUUGAAACUGAUCUUGAAGCUGUGAAGAGUUUACAUAUGUAUGUUUGAGUAUGUAGAGCUGAGCAGUGACAGUGAGUUCUCACAGAUUUACAGUAUCAUACCUGUCUUCAUCACCUUUUGCUGUUUGUAAAUAAAACUUCUUAAAUAUAUCGAGGCUUGUUUGUUUUUGUUGUUUUUUUUCCUCCCAUGUCUGAGGUGCAGUUCAUUAAAUUCAUCUUUGAUAUAGCACAGAAAGAAACUCAGGUACUGCUUUAAAAGUAAAUUUUAGGUACUAUGACACUAUUUCCACAAAAUUAAACAUGCCAUCUAAAAUAAAAAUAAAACCAGAAUUAAAUAAUAAAUUAUUUAAAUCCUUAAUUGCAAGAGGUUUUUAAAUAUUUACGUAUAUAAUGUUUCAUAUGUAACAUGUUCGUGUGUAACUUGAAAACUCCAUUUGAUUUAAAAUAUCCAAAAAGAACACAUACAUUAUAUUUUAUAUAACAGAUUUCUCUUCUAAACCUACACAGAUUUAGUAGCUUUAACACAGUGAUUGCAACAUACUGCAUAUUGGCUUUGGCUCAGUACUAUCAGUUCACAGGCUUUACAUCAGCACCAUCUUCAGGCCAUUUAUGACAUCUAUGAAAACUUUAAGGAUCACAGGAAAAGUAAUGGGAGAACAAGUUUAGGAGAAAACUUUAUUUAAUUUUUAUUUUUGCCUGUUUUUCCUAACACGUUUAUUCUCUAACGUGAAACUUUUGCUCUUUGAAAUUUUCUUUCUUAUGAAUUUAUCGGGUUAUUUUGUCGUCACACAUUUACUAUUAUUUUAAUAAGCUCGCGAGAGAUGUGUCGAGCUCCUGAAUUUAGAUUUCCAGCAAUAAUAAAGAAGUAACUCUUCUGUGAUCCAGUCUUUGUCAGAAGAUAUUUACCUAUCUGAACUUUGCAAGUUUUAGGCAGGUGUGAAAAAAUGCUGUAAACAAAGAAUACUUUCAGAAAUAUAAAUGAUUGUUUAUUGGCCCCACAUGUUUUCUGCAGUAGGACAAUGACCCCAAACAUACAGCCAGUCAUUAAAAAUUAUUUUCAGCGUGAAGAACAAGAAGUACUGGAGUGACGGCAUGGCUCCCACAGAGCUCUGAUCUCAACAUCAUCGAGUGUGUCUGGUAUUGCAUGAAGAGACAGAAGGAUGUGAGGAAGCCUACAUCCACAGAAGAUCUGUGAUGUUUGGAGCACCCUACCAGCCGAGUUCCUUCAAAAUCUGUGUGCAAGUGUACCUAGAAGAAUGGAUGCUGCUCUGAGGUAAAGGGUGGUCACACCAAAUAUUGACUUGAUUUAGAUUUCUUUUUUGUUCAUUCACUACAUUUUGUUGAUUGGUGGAAAAUAAAUAGCAUUCUUUGUUUACAGCAUUUUUUCCUCACCUGCCUAAAACCUUUGCACAGUACUGUAUCUGAACUCACAUAACCUUCCUAACUCGUUGGGAUUUCUCUUGCAAAACACUAUAUAACAGAUUACACUCUCACUGUGCAUAAAUUUGCCUCCCAGCCACAAGCGGUUAUGAAAGAAGUCGCCAUAUGUUUCGUAAAAAACUGAACAGUGGUUCUCUUGUGUUUCUUUGUCUCUGCUGCCUGCAAAUGUCUUGAUAAGCCGGCGCUGAAUUACACUAAUCUUUAAAGAACCUUCACUGCUUCAAGUGCCUCACAUCUGAAGGGAAAACUUUGAAGUUUAGUCUUUUUGUUUUGUUUUGUUGUUGUUUUUUUUGCUUGCAUUUUAAUUUAUUUUCACUAUUUAUUACAGAAGAAUAUAAGUUUACACUGAGAAUGACUGUUAGGAGAGUGUAUCACAUUACAGCAUUCAGCUGGUAUGCGUUUAUUGUUAAGAAUCUCAAUGAUAAGGAUGGAGAGGAUUUGCCACCAGGAAUCUUUGUUUAUGGAGGACCUUGGAAGUACCUCACUUUUUUGAAUUUGUUAUUGCAAAUGACGUUCUUUGGACUGGCGGCAGUGAAUGAUCUUCAACCUGAGAAAAAGGCUGAGAGUACUCUGAGCAAGUUUAAAGACCUUCUCUUCUCUGUCUUUGCCUUUCCAGUGGGCACGUUUGUUGUUCUACUUUUCUGGGCAAUCUUUGCAUAUGAUAGAGAAUUAGUCUACCCAGCUACCAUCGACACCUUCUUCCCUCCGUGGAUGAACCACGCUAUGCACACAUUUGUCCUUCCCAUCUUACUUGGAGAGGUGCUGGUGCAGCCUCACGUCUACCCACAGACUAAACAUGCACUGACGGCAUUAGGAAUCGUGGGCUUGGCUUACUUAUCUUGGUAAGUGCUGACUCAGCAUUAACAGCAUAAUCAAGCACUUAAAAAAAAGCAUUUCUUCAGUUUUUAUCUUUCAUUUGACACUGAUUGAAGUUCACCUUCACCUUCUGAAAGCACAACACUGUCUAAAUGCAUCUAUUUUUGCUGCUCCAGUGUGCAUA
Haplochromis burtoni (Burton's mouthbrooder) is the source of this 3524-nucleotide messenger RNA. RefSeq names its product androgen-dependent TFPI-regulating protein. The record is from RefSeq and is a predicted model, not a curated record. The transcript has 4 exons. Gene Ontology annotation, cellular component: endomembrane system; membrane. The coding region runs from base 2876 to 3370 and encodes 164 amino acids. Lineage: Eukaryota; Metazoa; Chordata; Actinopteri; Cichliformes; Cichlidae.